Molecule: messenger RNA, 1906 nt
Organism: Somion occarium
Lineage: Eukaryota; Fungi; Basidiomycota; Agaricomycetes; Polyporales; Cerrenaceae
Source: the annotation of a GenBank genome assembly
GUCAACGCUUUGACCUUCGCUCUCAUCCUUGUUCGGGCAGACCUCGAUACCGUCUCCUCGAUCGCGUGGUAUUGUGCCUUUAGCCGUCGGUUUCACGCGUAUUAAUUUCUGAAUAUCAAAGUUUCUGACCUGCCAGCACACUCGAACGCGUCGUACGGUCCACUAUAUCUACGUCUGCUCUACUCUCGAGUCUGGUAUCCUAUCCUCCGAACCACCGACCGCAAUUUCGUACGCAACCUCGCGUCUUGAUAUAAAAUGAGCGCAUUUCGUGAUUCUACAGUGGUCAUGAUUGACACCAGUCGGACAUCUUUACGCGCGGGACAUGGUUUACACGACCUUCUGAAAACCCCUUCUGUCGAAAUCCCUGCUCGCGUUGGUCUCCGAAGGGCGGUGUUGGAGGCAGCAAGCGAACUAACGAAUGGGUCAAAUGAGAAUGGGGAGUCAACUCAACCAAAAGCCUCAUCAUCCAAAACGCCCUCAAUCAAUGCUAAAGUGACCGACUACCUCGUCGGCUCUCAGUUGGAUGAAGCUCUUGCUUCCGGUCAGGAUAUUGUGGUCUUCUGGCCAUUCGCUGAAGGGGACAUAAGUGACUGGACACAGGCAGAGGCACUUUGGAAACAUGUCCUCUUUUCCCAAUUACAACUACGUCGAGUCCUGAUGGAGUCUCCAGUGUUACUUUCCAUCCAAGCUGGUCUCUCACGCGACGCCCACGAACGUUUAUGUCAAAUCUUUUUCGAACGGUUCAAUGUGGCUGGAUUCGCCAUUCUCGAACGUCCCAUGGCCCAAUUUUACGCUGCCAUCGCUGGAAACGACCUCAGUGGAGUCGUUGUGGAUAUUGGCCAGGACUACACAGAUAUUACACCCAUCUUGGACGGAUUCAUCGUCCAACGCGCCCGAGAAUCUUUACCCUAUGGUAUCAGCCACUGCGAAAGAUACCUCGCUUACCUCCUCCGUUCCAGCCCAGGCGUCAUGAACGCAUUGUUCCCUCCAAGUGGAGAACCAAUCACCCCAGAAGCUCAAGAAUCCACUCUCGUCGAGCUCGCUCACCAUAUUUGGCAAGAAGGUCUCGUUAAAGUCCUUGCAGAGGGCGAAGCGGCCGAUAUCGAAGAAGAAGGUAUUACGGAUAUCGCAGCCGUUCUCGUCGCAGGCAAAGAAAAGGCUGUCAUUGAAUCUGGUAUGAAGAAACGUCAGAACGCGAAAGCUACUGCGGCGGAGCAGGCUCGCGCGAGGGAGAUCGAGGCGAUGGAUCUUGUUACCGUCGAGUUUCGAGGGCUUUCACUUACGUUGGGCAAGGAAAGACACCGAUUUUGUGAACCAUUGUUCGAUCCAACUCUCUUGACUAAUAUACCAGGGGCAUACAAAGACACGAUGAUGCCAUUGGCAUCUGCCGUUGGACAUGCGGUGAGUAAGGUGGAGGUGGACAACCGACAAUAUGUGUGGCAAGGUCUCCUUGUUACUGGAGAUAUCACAAAUAAAAUCAAGGGUCUCGGAACCGCUCUUCAAGCUCGUCUUCAGCCAUUCAUCUUGAGCGCGGCGGACCAGGCGAACGAUGUACAACCUCGAAGUAUCCGAGUGAUCAAAGUCCCAGACUAUUUUGCCGAAUAUCGGGAUAAGGGCGAUGGGCUUGCGUCAUUCUUGGGCUUGAGUAUCGUUGCAAAGCUUGUGUUUACCGACUCGUCGGGCAAGAAUUUCGUAUCGAAAGCAGACUAUGUUGAGAGUGGUCCAAAAGUCAUACUAGACAUGUCACCGGCUUUGCUUUAAAUUAUUACUAGCUCUAUGUUUUCAUGCACUUAGUUCACCGUUCACGCAUUGAUCUUUUUACUCAGGCUCAUAUCAAUUGAGGGGGCAUGCGAAAGUCAUGGGGUAGUCUCAUACAAUCUUAUCAAUGCUACCAAGCAUAAUACAG